Planococcus citri (citrus mealybug) is the source of this 1749-nucleotide messenger RNA. RefSeq lists its product as uncharacterized. The record is from RefSeq and is a predicted model, not a curated record. Bases 147 to 809 code for a protein of 220 amino acids. NCBI's taxonomy places the organism in Eukaryota, Metazoa, Arthropoda, Insecta, Hemiptera, Pseudococcidae. The transcript has 3 exons.
UGCGUAACCAACUUGAAAAGUCGGGACUCCGGUACACAGCUGACGCAAGCAAGCUGUUCAUUUCGAUUUCGAAACAGGAACUGAAGAUCGAACGUGUUGUUUUUCAUGUCUGUUACCAAUUUUUGUUCAUGUUUUAUUAAAAAUAAAUGAAGAUGACAGUGUGUGCGGUGUAUGGCUGUAGCCAUGAAGGAAAACGUUGUAAAUAUUUCAAGUUCCCAAAAGUAACGUUCUCAAAUUUCGAAGAUUUCGAAUUGGUUCUCAAAAGAAGAAAUGCGUGGUUUCAAGCGUUACGUAGAAGUGAUAUUACUGAGCAAGUAGUGGAUACCAAGGUUAUUUGUCGUUGCCAUUUUACUUCAGGAAAACCAGCCCAGCUGUUGGAAACUGAUAAUGUGGAUUGGAUACCAACGAGGAAAAUUCCUCAAUCAGAAGAAGACACAGAUACAGCGAACAAAUCGUAUAAGAGAAAACUUAUUAAAAAAUUCUCAAGAGUGCCUGGUAAACCUUACACCUGGUCUGUUGAACCUUCAUCUAAUAGUGAGAAUAUAGUUGACAAUGUCCCAAGUGUUGCUGUUGCAUCGAAUAGUACAGCUGUGCAGCAGACUCCAACUCCGAGCUCAAUUCGUGCUACCAAGUCUGUAACAUUAGUCGAUGCUCAGACCCAGACCGAUAUAACUGGCGACUAUUUUGACCAGUUGAGAAUCAAGACUGCCCAACUGUUACAUUUACGACACAAGGUAGUAGCGGUUAAAUUAACCAAAAUAAAUCCUCAACAGUACAUUAAAAAUGUACAAAAUGUAUCGGAGGAAUGAUGAUAGUUCUCGGACUGAACGUAGACGAACGUAGGACUGGGUGCGAAAAUGUGAUAAAUUACCUUCCUAGAUUUUAAAAUUUAUUAUUAAGUAAUUAAAUAUUUAAAAAAUAUUUCUCAUACAGAACUGCUACUUUAUGCAGAGUGAUCCUUGUUUCAAACACAUCUUAAUCUUUAUGUGUUAUGGAUAAAAUUCUGUGAUCAUGAUCACUAUCAGUCCGUAAGUUUUUACCAAGUAUGCGUAGUUCUGAUUCAUAAUUUCAUAUAAUAUAAUCUCAAUAUUAUUCUGACCCUUGUCCGUUUGAAGUUUUGAUAACAUUUUUAACCUAGAAGUUAGAAGCUUGUUUUGAAUUUGUUGAAUUUUUAUUAUAGAUACAUACUUAGAAAAAAUUUUAAUAGCGUAGCUAAAAUAAGAUAUUUUUGAAGUUCAUUUUUGCAAAAAUGCUUUGCAAAUUAUUAUGUGCGAUUGUCUUAUUGACGAAGUUCUUAAUUUGAAUUAGUUGAAUUUUCAUUUUUUACUUGAAUUUUUUUAAUAGUAGAAGUAAUGAUAUUUUUAAAGUUUCAUUUAUGUAAAAAAGCUUUGCGAAAUCAUCAUGUGUGAUUGUCCAUUUUAAGUUUUGAUAAUAUUGUUUUUUGAUCUUGACUGGAAGUUAAAGCUUAUUUUGAAUUUGUAGAAUCUUUAUUAUUUACUUGAAUUAUGACAAUUGAAAGGUUCAUUUUUUAUAAAAAUACUUUUUGCAGAUUAUCAUUUUUGUGUGAUUUGUAUACUUCUUAUUUUUCUGUUAGUUUUUUGUUUUGUGUUUGUAUUUUUUUUUAUUAAGUUUGUUGAAGCAUUUCUAAAAUUGUCAGGAAAUCUGAAAAUUCGAAGUGGUCUCGAAUUUUCAGUUUUUCUUACAAUUUUGUAAGAAUUAUCAUACCGAAUAUAUUUUGUUUGAUUAUGA